CAUCCGGUAGAGUUAGAGCCCGUGCGGAGGCGGUGCGGAGCGGUUCGGCUCUGAGCUGCUGGGCGACCGGCGCGUCGUGCGGGGCUGCGGCGGAGCCUCCUUAAAGAAGGUGCAAGAGGUUGGCAGCUUCGAUUGAAGCACAUCGACCGGCGACAGCAGCCAGGAGUCAUGAGCGACAGCGGCGAGCAGAACUACGGCGAGCGGGUUAAUGUUGAAGAAGGAAAAUGCGGAAGUCGUCAUUUGACAAGUUUUAUAAAUGAGUAUUUGAAGCUCAGGAAUAAGUGAAGCUGAAAUUUGAAAAAAUAAAAGAAAGAAUGCAUGCUAAUUAUCAGACCAGAAGUCCCACUUGUAGAAUAUUGAGCAAUUUGUGUGAAGUGGGGAAGAUGAAAGAAGUCAGAAUUUGAAACGGAAGAAUGAAGAAAAGAAAUAAAAAUGAAGUUAAGAUAAGAAGUAAUCUGGAAUCAGAAAGCACUACGCUAAGAAUCCCGUUCUGCUUCCAGAAGUGGAAGUGCUCACGGAUCGGGGAAAUCUGCAAGGCAUACCCCUGCAAGGUCUCGCUCCAAGGAAGAUUCCAGGCGUUCCAGAUCAAAGUCCAGGUCCAGAUCUGAAUCUAGGUCUAGAUCCAGAAGAAGCUCCCGAAGGCAUUAUACCCGGUCACGGUCUCGCUCCCGCUCCCAUAGAAGAUCACGUAGCAGGUCUUACAGUCGAGAUUAUCGUAGACGGCACAGCCACAGCCAUUCUCCCAUGUCUACUCGCAGGCGUCAUGUUGGGAAUCGGGCAAAUCCUGAUCCUAACUGUUGUCUUGGAGUAUUUGGGCUGAGCUUGUACACCACAGAAAGAGAUCUAAGAGAAGUGUUCUCUAAAUAUGGUCCCAUUGCCGAUGUGUCUAUUGUAUAUGACCAGCAGUCUAGGCGUUCAAGAGGAUUUGCCUUUGUAUAUUUUGAAAAUGUAGAUGAUGCCAAGGAAGCUAAAGAACGUGCCAAUGGAAUGGAACUUGAUGGGCGUAGGAUCAGAGUUGAUUUCUCUAUAACAAAAAGACCCCAUACACCAACACCAGGAAUUUACAUGGGGAGACCUACUUAUGGCAGCUCUCGCCGUCGGGAUUAUUAUGACAGAGGAUAUGAUCGGGGCUAUGAUGAUCGGGACUACUAUAGCAGAUCAUACAGAGGAGGAGGUGGCGGAGGAGGAGGAUGGAGAGCUGCUCAAGACAGGGAUCAGAUUUAUAGAAGGCGGUCACCUUCUCCUUACUAUAGUCGUGGAGGAUACAGAUCACGUUCCAGAUCUCGAUCAUAUUCACCUCGUCGCUAUUAAAGCAUGAAGACUUUCUGAAACCUGCCCUAGAGCUGGGAUAUUGUUUGUGGACAAUAUUUUUUAUUGUCUCUUGUUUAAAAAGUGAACAGUGCCUAGUGAAGUUAGGUGACUUUUACACCUUUUAUGAUGACUACUUUUGGUGGAGUUGAAAUGCUGUUUUCAUUCUGCAUUUGUGUAGUUCGGUGCUUUGUUCAAAGUUAAGUGUUUUCAGAAAAGUAUGUUUUGCAUGUAUUUUUUUACAGUCUAAAUUUUGACUGCUGAGAAGUUUCUAUUGUACAAAACUUCAUUUAAAAGGUUUUUCUACUGAAUCCAGGGUAUUCUGAAGAUCGAAGCCUGUGUAAAAUGCUACCAAAUGGCAAAAAGCAACAAUAAACAGUUUGAUUUUUACUUUUCUUUCUAACAUAUCAAUGCUUAGCAGAACUAUUCAGAUUAAGUUGUCAGUAGUAAAUUUAAAGACAAAUGCCCAUUUUCCUCCAGUCCAUGAAACAUACCAUACUUAUAUAACUGCAACUAAAUGUUAAAAAUUAUGCUCUGUAACUCUGUACUGCUAGUAUUAGAACUAAAAACCUUAAAAUACAGCCAGUGCUUAAUGCUUAUAUAAAUGUGGAUUUGUCAGCUUUUAUGUAAUCUGUAAUAUGUAUAGCAGGAAAUAAGAAACGAAGAGUUACACAGUGUAUGCCUUAAAAGGCUGUUUCUUAAAAAGCUGUUACAAGGGGAUAAUGGUAUUUCAACUAGUUAUCAGCAAGUGACAAUACAUUCCACCACAAAUAUACUCUUGUUCUUCUAGCUUUUAGACUAUAUGAAAAAACUGGGUGCUUCAGAGUACAUGAUAAGAGAAGGGAACACUACACCUGUGUCAUGGAUGAACUGAAGACUUUGCCUGUUCAUUUUUUAAAUAUUAUUUUCAGGUCCUUUGCUUACCAAAGGAGGCCCAAUUUCACUCAAAUGUUUUGAGAACUGUGUUUAAAUAAACGCAAAUGGAAAGAAAAA
Molecule: messenger RNA, 2301 nt
Organism: Cercocebus atys (sooty mangabey)
Lineage: Eukaryota; Metazoa; Chordata; Mammalia; Primates; Cercopithecidae
Gene: TRA2B
Product: transformer 2 beta homolog (Drosophila)
Exons: 10
Coding region: 745-1311 (188 amino acids)
Biological process (GO): positive regulation of mRNA splicing, via spliceosome
Cellular component (GO): spliceosomal complex
Molecular function (GO): RNA binding
Source: RefSeq, a predicted model, not a curated record